Messenger RNA from Juglans regia (Persian walnut), 4471 nucleotides. RefSeq lists its product as uncharacterized. The transcript is spliced from 2 exons. Bases 2207 to 3178 code for a protein of 323 amino acids. Lineage: Eukaryota; Viridiplantae; Streptophyta; Magnoliopsida; Fagales; Juglandaceae. The record is from RefSeq and is a predicted model, not a curated record.
UGGAUCCCCCAACCAAACUCACAAAGAAUGAAUGAUGGGUUGCCUACCUCUGUAGAGAAGUGAGAACCUCUCUCGAAUCUUCAAGCACGUGGCUGCUCUCAAUGAAAGCACCAAUUUGGUGAUAGGGACCUCGGUCACGACCCUAGACACCAAGCUGCUGCGCCCUUCCUUGUGCCAUGAUGACCAACAUGAUCUGCCACUUGCUUGACGGUGAUGGCUAUGGAUGGUGUUGGAUUAACUUGGAUGAGUGUUCAAAGGAUGUUUCUGGGCGAAAUGCUGGUGGGCGUGCAUGCAUGUGCAAAGCAGUUGGGCGGUUUUAAGCGGUUAAGUGGGUGGUUGGUUGUGGGUUGGCUAAAUGGGUGGUUGACUAAGACAGUUUCUGAUGCUUGCGGUUACUUCCUGCAAAGUAGGGAGGUGGUUAUGGCUGGACAAGUGUCUAAGUUUGGGCGUGUGGCUUGGACAGUUAGCACACUGCUGUGCUUGUCCUUGUCCCUGUCCUUGCUCCAACUCGACUAUGGUGGCCUGGUGCAGGCUAAGCCCCCUUCAAGGGCUACUUGUGGCUGGCUUACGUGUUGUUCCACUCGAGUAGAGCAAAAUGAUCAGCAAGCAAAGAGGAAUGUAAUGCAAUAGACAACAAACCAAGAUACUGAAAUACCUCAUAAUUGCAUUAACAUAGGGAAAAUAAAGAUAGCAAUGGGUUACCCUGAUUCACGAAUUGCACAGGGUUAACCUUCUCCUUUGGGAUUCAUGUAUUGCACCCAAUGGAGCCUAAGUGUCAGAGCAUGUCAGUGCCUUCAAAGCUUACAAGUCAAUUGUCCAAAUGUUCAAAGAUAUCAAAAUGCAAUGGCCUAGUGCCAUAUUUAUACUAACAUUCAAAUAAUAAUAAUUACAAAGAAGAUAACAGUUGCUGGUUCCACGCCUCUUGGUUGAGGUCUCAUGCCGUUGGUGAGCCAUGGGUGGCCUAGAUGAGCCCACGGCAUGGGCCGCUUGCUGAUGUGCGUGGGUCUUCAGGUUGGCCUGCUGGGUUAGCCCUGGCUGGUCCUUGGUCCCUGCAUGUGUGGCCCAGAUUGUGUGGGCUGGGCGUUGUUGGUGUGAUGCUGGGUUGAACCAUGGUGGCCUUGAGUGUGGUAGGCUACUGCAUGGCCCAGGCCAGUGGGGCCUGAGCGUUGGUCCGCAUGGCCAAGGCUAAUGGUGCCUGGGUGUUGAACAGCAUGGCCCAGACCGUGUGGCCUGGGCGUUGGUCGGCAUGGCCCUGGCCAAGGCCAGGGCGUUGAGCGGCUUGCCAGCCUGCGUAAGCCUGUUGGGCAGCCACGCCGUCAAUUCCAAGUUGGUUGUGCAUGUGCGCGCUGCGUUGGCGCCCAAGCCAUGCAUGCGUGCUGUGCUCAUGCACAUGCCAUGCAUGUGGGCGGUGUGUGCACGUAGCCCAUGCGUGCGCGCUCACUAGGCGUGUGUGCAGUCUGGCCGCGCACUGAGCAGGGUGUGACAACCUCGCUCGCGCGUGCGCACUGACUGUGCGCUACUUUCUUGAGGGUGACCGUGGCCUAGCAUUCUCCAAGGGCUUGGUCUGUGGACAAUCAAGCCAUGCCAACAGAGUCUCUGAUGGGUUGUCUGGGCAUGACAGGGUGCUUGUCAAGGCAUGGCCCGUGGUCUCCUGCCUUGGGGUUUUGACAGAAUCUUCCAUGGUCUGUUCGUAUAGUCUCUCAGACAGACUUCAAAGGCCAUCAGUUUGGAGCAUCUACUAAGGUUUCUGCUGCUGGAGGUGGUAUUGGUAAUUCUUGAAUUGAAGACGUGGUUUCUCGAAAUAUUCAUGCUGUGAAGUUGGGAACUACCGAUUCAGUAACAUUGGUACAGAACAAAAGUAGCCCACUGCAAGAAAAUGUUUCGCAUUCAGUUCCUGAAGAAUCUGAAGUUGUUAAGGAUAAAUGUGUUCUGGAGGAAAGAUGCUCUGAUUCCGAUCUUCAGUUGCAUCCUUUUCUGUUCCAGGCCCCUGACGAUGGAUAUCUGCACCAUUGUCAUUUGAACUCCAGCUCCAGUACUUCUACUUCUUUCAGUUUCUUGUCAGAAACUCGACCUCAGUUGAACCUAAACCUCUUUCAUAAUCCUCACCUAGAAAGCAAUGUUGAGUGUUUCAAUCAAUCAUUGAAGUCAAAGGAUUUUACUUCAGUAUCUUCUGGCAUGGACUUCCAUCCACUGCUACAAAGAACUGAUGAGAUAUAUACUGAUUCCGCAUCUGCCUGCUCAACUGCACACCUCUGUUGGUUUGGAAGGAAAAUCUGCUCCACUUCAAAAUACUCCUGAUGCUGUACAGACCGACUCACUAGUAAGUUGUGGACUGGCCUCUGGUCCUAAUCCUCAAAGCCCUACCGAGAAAGCUAGUGAACUGGACUUGGAGAUCCACCUAAGUUAUACGUCGAGAAAGGAGCAAGGUCAUAUGACAUCCAGAAGGGAGAAAGCUGUGGAAAGCAGUGAUGUGACAGCACAUAAUCCAACAAUGUCGGUAAUUUCAGCAGCCACAACUAGAACCCAAAAUGCCGACUGCCCACAUUAUGAGCAAGGUGAUAAUUGUUCCACAGUUAGUACCAAUCUUGUUUCAGGUGGCCAUGGAUUGGCAAUACCAAGUAAUAGCAUCAGCAGAUACAACAUGGAUGAUAUUGGUGACCAGUCAAAUCCAGAGAUUGUGAUGGAACAGGAAGAGUUGAGUGACUCUGAAGAAGAAACUGAAGAACAUGUAGAGUUCGAGUGUGAGGAGAUGGCUGAUUCUGAAGGAGAGGAUGGAUCAGGCUGUGAACAAAUUGUCGAGAUGCAAGAUAAGGACGGCCAGAAUACCCCUUUGGAAAAUCAAGAGAUAGUUGCUUCUAGCAGUGAUAAAAUAUGUGAACCAAGGGUAUGUUUGCUAGAGUUGGGUUUGUCUAAUCUAGGGAAGGAUGAUACAAGUAAUUCUUCAUGGUUAAGUUUAGAUUCAUGUGCACCAGAUUGUCUUUUGAACACAAACACUAAUCAGGAAGAAAAGACUAUUGGUGAAGGUCCUGCAACCAAAAGUUUGUCUUCGUGUCGUCCUAUCAGAUCUUGCAAGAAGAAGAAACGAAGCACAAAUGAUGUUACUCUGCAGAAACAUGCUAUAGAUAUGGCACGACAGCUUAGCCUUGGUCCUCUUGUUCCCAUAUUGAAAAAAACCUAGGAAGUGUGCAUGCAGAACGAAUACAAGUUUGGAUGUAGCACUGGCUUUUGGAAGCUGCGGCGGUCAUGGUAAAGAUAGUUUUGUUUGAUUACUAAUCUGUAUAUACUAAUGGCGGUUGGUAGUUCUUCCUUGGAUGUUGGGAACCCAAUCACAAGCGAAAGGGGACAGAGUGGAAGUAGAGGGGCCAGCUUAGCCUUGUCUGGUGAACUUUUUUUGACUGGCCAAGAACAGCGGGCUUGAUUUGGUGGAGGUGGGUAUGCAUGCAAAUUUGAAAGAUGGGGGGUAUGCAGGAGAGAGAAUGAAACUUAUAUGGUAUGGUGGAAGGGAAGUGAGAUCUACCGAUUGAUUUGAGCGGCCGUACUAUGUCGUUCGGGAGACAUAGCUCCACACGCUACACACAAGAAUGAAUUGUUAUGCGGUCGGUAAACUAUUUCUGCAGGCAGCAUAUAAAAUCAGAUCACGUAAUUUUGAAUAUGUCGUUCCGUCGUAUUCAGAGGCUUUUAAGUUGUGUAAUGAAAUGGUUGAAAUGGGCUUGAUUCCUAAUACUAUUGGAGAUAUGGAGGGAGCGUCUUUGCUAUUGUCUGACAUGUUUGAUAGGCAUAUAUCCCUUAUCAAUUCUCCUACUCCAUCCCCAUAAAGGGGUUUUGCAGAAAUGGAUGUGAGUGAUCAUUGAUGCCCAUAAACUAACCAGAUUACGGAAAAGAACCUCAAUGCAGCUUUCUCACAUUAUUCAUAUCAAUUACAUGUGUAGAAACAAAAAUCUAGCCGGAGCCAAGCAACUACUGGGCUGUAUGUUUGUUCAUGGUUUAAUCCAUGACCUUGUUUACAUACAGUUUAAUUGAUGGGUUCUGCUUGGAAGGGAAUGUAGAGCGUACAGUUCAAGUUUAUGACAAAAUGACAGGUGGAAGAAAUCGCAACUUGGUUAUACACAACACUCUUAUAUUGAGUGUUGCUAAAAUAUUAAGUGGAGGUUUUACAAAGGGCGGGCUUACUUGAUGCCAUACUGUAUAGUACUUUGAUAAAUGGCUCCUCGGUGCGAAGGCUGAUGAGGCAUUUUGAUGCUUUCAGAAAGAAGAAAGGUGGGGGGAUUGAGAGAAGACAGUCACUUGCAACAUAUUUAAUCAACUUCUUUUGCAAGUUUGGGUGUUUCCAACAUGCAAAAGAUGUAAUGAAGAUGAUUGUCGUUCGUGGCAUUGUUGCCAAUUCCAUAACAUGCACAACUUACCCAUUCCAGAACGAAUUGCGGUCUGGAGGAGGCGAUCGAGUUGCAUGAUGAGAUGGUUGAUUGGCAAA